Kwoniella mangroviensis CBS 8507 is the source of this 240-nucleotide messenger RNA. RefSeq lists its product as uncharacterized. NCBI's taxonomy places the organism in Eukaryota, Fungi, Basidiomycota, Tremellomycetes, Tremellales, Cryptococcaceae. The coding region runs from base 1 to 240 and encodes 79 amino acids. The record is from RefSeq and is a predicted model, not a curated record. The transcript has a single exon.
AUGAAACUUUCAUACAUAAUCCACCAAUGUCUUCGUCUGAGGUUCACUUCUCUGGUCAUCGUUGCUUCCCUUCUUGGAGAGGAUGUAGAGGGACUGCCUCCUGUUGACGAUGAUAUACUGCUUACUCUGGUGGACGGUUCAUUGGAUGCCACUGAGGCUAAUGCCGGGAUGUUCCGAUAUGAUGGUUUGAGUGUUGCCGAAGUCCUCGUGGCUGGCAGUUUAAGUGGUGCACUUUUUUAA